Myzus persicae (green peach aphid) is the source of this 1850-nucleotide messenger RNA. RefSeq names its product zinc transporter ZIP8-like. Gene Ontology annotation, cellular component: membrane. The transcript is spliced from 9 exons. Gene Ontology annotation, biological process: intracellular zinc ion homeostasis; zinc ion import across plasma membrane. Lineage: Eukaryota; Metazoa; Arthropoda; Insecta; Hemiptera; Aphididae. The coding region runs from base 468 to 1712 and encodes 414 amino acids. The record is from RefSeq and is a predicted model, not a curated record. Gene Ontology annotation, molecular function: zinc ion transmembrane transporter activity.
UACUUACAGUCCACAUCACACAUACACGCACACACACACACACACGCAAUAACGCAUGCACUCAGUUGGUUAUGGCCAGUCACCAGGGAAACAGACGGCGCACAAAACGGUCCGAUUCGAAACAAUAACAUAAUCUUAAAAAUAAUAUUAAUUAUUCAUUGCCGCAGCAUUAGAGUAUACGUUAAUUGUACGGGCAUAUCAUCUGCUCGAAUUCGGUUCUUUUUGAAAAACUAUACAUUUUUUUUUAGAUAUAUUAUAUUUACUUAGUCAUUAUACCUACUAAUACGUUUAAACGUUGUUGUUGUUCGCCAUCGUAUUAUUUAACCGUUUUGUAUUGCAUUACCCGCUCCUCAAGUCUGCUUUAAGUCUAUAAGUUAAUAAGUUUGCCAUAAGCAAAAAAAAAAACCUUUACUUGCAUCGCCUCCCCACCAUUAUACACGUAUUUAUACACUUGAUAAUACUAGAAAAUGGCAUCAACUUUUACCGCUUUGGUGAUCUUCGGGCUUUCCUCGUUCUGGUCCACAUGCUCGGCCGACCCGAUCGCGAUGGAUAACUGCUGGCGGAAAGUGUGGUCUCUGACGCCUUUGUGUACGGACAUGGACGGUUCUAUGGACAGUUCUACUGGCGGUCCAAGGCUUUGCGUCUUUCAGUCGAGAUGUAACAAUGCAUCGAGACCAAACUCGUGUACAAUCGAGUUUGUUAGUUAUGAAGAAAAUUAUCCUAUCAAAUCAAUGGACAGUCCUGCAGAGAAUAAAAUAUCGAUAACAACAACAGCAAAAAGGUCCUCGAAUGCUGAAGCUUGGAUUGGAGGUUUGGUGUCAGUUGGCAUCAUAAGUUUAUCGGGGCUGGUUGGCGCAAUAUUUUGGCCAUUGCUCAACGACCCGAAUCGAAAGAAAACUGUUAUGAGACUACUUUUGGGCUUAGCCACAGGAUCAUUAUCAAGUUCAGCUGUAUUCCAACUUAUUCCAGAAGCUUUCAAAAUAGAAGAUUCGUUUCCCGACUUCAGACACACUGCCCUAAUAAUGUGGUUGAGCCUGUGGGGAUUAUAUAUGCUCGAAACGUUAGCCGGCAUCAUUUUCCACAAAGAAGAAAAAAAGACAGGAAUCGACGAACUAUCGCCGUCACUUCAGCUCACCAAUGGCAAUGGGACCGAAAUGAAACAAAUAUCGCACGGUCACAGCCACAGUCACAAAUUAACAAAUAAAUCUAUGGACGAUAAGAGUCCGAUCUCGACGUUAGCCUUACUGGUGCUAUUCGGCGACAGUCUGCACAACAUAAUCGAUGGCAUGUCGAUUGGUGCUGCUUUCUCGGAAAAUGUCACCACCGGCAUAUCCAUAUCGAUUGCGAUUGCGUGCGAGGAAUUCCCUCAUGAAAUCGGAGAUUUCGCUAUACUAAUUCAGUCCGGUAUGUCAUUCCGUCGUGCUUUGUCAUUUAAUUUCCUGUCAGCUUGCACAGCGUUUAUAGGUUUGGUCAUUGGUAUUUGUUUGGGAAACAUGGAAUAUUCUGGGUUUGUGUUCUCAUUCGCCGGUGGUCUGUUCUUGUUCAUUACUUUAACACAUUUGACACCAGAAAUGAAGAGUAUGAUCGAUGAAAACCUGGCUGAAAGCAAAUCGUCUGCAUACACUGGCCUCCUAUUGCAAAACAUUGGGAUGUUGACCGGCGCUUCUCUGAUGUACAUCAUCACGUUUUCAAAUUUCAUAAAAAUUUUAUGAUACAUUCAUAUUUCAAUAUUAUGUAUAAAUUAUAAAUAUUUAUCGUACACUAUCCUUUGGCGUCUGGUGGAGGGUCUUACGAAAUUUGACUUAUUUAUAUUAUUUUAAUCAUCACUACUGCAACGUUUAUUAUACAAU